CAAAAAAGUAACGGGUUUCUUUUUUUCUGCAUAAGUGUGAGUACGAUAACAACAGUUCAGAGAAAAUUCCACCUGGAAAUAUUAUGAAAAGUGAUAUAUAAAACUGACACUUAAUUCACCACGGUAACAAGAAAAUAUAUAUAUAUCAUUAUUGUCGAAAGAUUGACACUUUACUCAAAUACAUUAUCCUUUUUCUAUUAACUCAAACAUAUCAUAAGUGUCUAUAUUGAAAAAUGAUGAACCAGACAAUCAGUCAAUUAUUAUUUAUGGCAUAUAUUAGUGGUUUAAUUAUGCUUAUCCAAUCAGUUCCAUAUCAUAGAUCAUCAUCAUCAUCAUCGUUUAGAAGGAUAGAUUCAUUGGAAAACUUCAAGAAAUUAUCAAUGACACAUGAUAAUACAAUUGAAACAAUCAUGAAAACUAUUCAACCAAUAAUGAAAUGGAAUCAACAACCAGGUAAAUUAGAUAAUUUAUUCAUUAUUAAAAAAUCAAUAAAUUAUGCUUUAAAUAAUUAUACUAUUAAACCAACAUUUUAUCAAUAUGUGAAAUCAUGCUGUAAUCGUGAAGUAAUGAGACCAAUGGGUGGUGGACAUAUGACUGGACCAUGUUGUAAACAAUUAAUUAAAUUUAAUCAUUUUAUAUGGUUAUCAUUUCCAUGGUUUAAAAAAACAUUAACAAAAUUCACUACUGAUUAG
Molecule: messenger RNA, 692 nt
Organism: Schistosoma intercalatum
Lineage: Eukaryota; Metazoa; Platyhelminthes; Trematoda; Strigeidida; Schistosomatidae
Source: the annotation of a GenBank genome assembly